Botrytis cinerea B05.10 is the source of this 2789-nucleotide messenger RNA. RefSeq names its product Bcltf5 (gene Bcltf5). The record is from RefSeq and is a predicted model, not a curated record. NCBI's taxonomy places the organism in Eukaryota, Fungi, Ascomycota, Leotiomycetes, Helotiales, Sclerotiniaceae. The coding region runs from base 368 to 2236 and encodes 622 amino acids. Gene Ontology annotation, biological process: regulation of DNA-templated transcription. Gene Ontology annotation, molecular function: DNA-binding transcription factor activity, RNA polymerase II-specific; zinc ion binding. The transcript has 4 exons.
GAUCGUUCAGUUGACAGGUGCAUUCAUUUGGCAGGCUCGCAAUCGGAUUCAUGGUUGGCAUCAAUUAUUAACGGAUGAUUACACAGAGCAGCCCGACCUUGCAUAAAGAUUCUUGUUCAAAAAUGUUAAAACCCGAAAUGAUAGCAAACUAUGUUUUCGCAUCAUUGCCAGAUGGUUGUCGCAUACUCCGACUGAAAGCAAUAUUCCAAAAUCCUGACAAUGCUUCGCAACUCUCUUCCGCAAUCAAAAGACGAGGGCAUAUCCAAAAUUCAGGAUGAAAACUUAGCCAACCCACAACCAUCCGAUGGUAUCGAUGGAGAGGGAAAGAAGAUUUCUAAACGUAAAAGAGGAUGUUUGAUAACGACAAAUGCAUGCAGCAGUUGUAAAACAGCCCGAUCAAAGUUCCGUUCAGUGUGAUGGCGAACGACCUUGCAGUCGUUGUAUUAGAAGAAUUCAAACUGGAGAAUGCUUCUAUGGAACUCAUACCAAAAUUGUAAAAGAGAAACUAGUCGAAUCGCUCAAUGAGAGUCAUGCAAUCAAUCGCAUGGCAGAAAGGGUGUUUGAAAGCCUUGCAGUAGCGGGAAAUGAACGCGAAGUCCUCAAUCGAAUAAGAAACAAGGACUCUAUUCAAGAUAUAGCACAAUGGCUAGGAACCACUGUCGAUGUCAAAGAGCAGCAAUCUACGUUACGAAUCAUUGACAAUGAAGUUGAUGGUCUAGAGACAUCAGCUUUCCAUUGGACAACAGUAACAGCCGACAAAGAUGUUCUCCAUCACUUACUAUCUUUAUACUUUACUUGGGUCCAUCCUUCUCAUUCUUUAUUCAACGAACAGCAUUUUGUGAAUAGCAUGCAUAAUAAUUCCAAUGAAUUUUGCUCGUCCCUUUUGUUCAAUGCUAUAUGCACUAUGGCUUGCUAUUUGCAUACGAUCUUGGAAAGCGACAAGACGAAUUACAAAGAGCUAGGUCAAAAAUUUGCUGAUGUGGUAAAGCACAAUAUCGAUGCCGAAGACAUUAGUCUCAUGACUAUACAGGCUUUUGCAAUUCUCUUUUUGAUAGACUGUGCACAAGGACAUGGAAUGCAUGCUUCAGCAUACUUGGAAGUCGCAAGCACCUCAUUAAUGAAUUUUGAGCAUACCGGCCUUGGCAGUGAUGCGUACCGGCAAGUUUGGCGUGACACCGUCGUUGGCGUUAAUAAUUUGAACAUUGAGUGGGCCCAGGUAACGUUCAGAAUGCCAGCGGCUCUCAUUAUAGAGGUUCCUGCAACGAAAUCCAUCGAGGAAAUCCAGAAAAACGAAGCCGAAGUUGAUGGUAUGAUGUGGGGAAUGUAUAGAUUCCCCAAGGAUGAUGAUAGCGUCGCGAAGCGCCACUGCCUCGUUGCAACAACCAACCGAGAGAAAAUGAAUCUUAUGGCUAUAAUUCGCACCAUUAAUAUUCUAAUGUAUAAUACCGACAGUUCUCAAAUAGCGGCCUCGGACAUUCUAAAUCUCUAUGGCAGAUUGGUAGCUUGGCGUGAGUUUCUGCCAAGUAUCAUCAGCAAGACAGAUAGCAAAGACGUACAGAUAUUGCCACACGUGCUUUCGCUUCAUUUGUUGUACGCUACGGCUGUUGUUCAGCUCCUCUAUCCACUCCUGGACCUUGGACUGUUCGAUACCUCUUGUCUAAGCUCAAUCGUUUGGCAACAUACACAGCAAGGUCUUGCUGUUGUUGAUAGCUAUCGCGCUCACUAUAGUUGUGCCUAUCAGCCCGUUUUACAAGUGUUCGCUAUACUAAACCUGACAGAUGUCAUCGUUCGGUUUUUCCCCAAGAUCAACCGAGAACUGGGAAAAAAUGAUGAAGAAGCUGUUAAACUUGCCACAGAGGUAUUGGAGCAAUCUCUGUUAAGCUUCCCUGUGGCUGCAAUAUUUACAGAAAAGUUUCGGGAAAUCACCAAGAAGAUCUUAUUUCCUUGGCCAAGCAAACUGGAUAAUCUCAUGUAUCACCAGAGAAGUAAAUCAAGGUCUCUUUUGGAUGAAGUCAUUGAUGUUUGUACUAGAGCCACCUAUAUUCAACCGAUCAGUUCUAUACAAAAAAGAUUUGCGACAGGUAUACAGUCGAACUGGUCGAUGUUAUCCUCCGGGUUAGGCGUUGUAGGGUCUUCUAAAAAUGCUUCUACACUGCAUCGGCCACUCGAGAAAAGAGUUAUGCAAAGCCUUCAUUACAUACUUGAUUUUCCAAUCAAGGAAUCAAGCAAGCCAUGAUAUAAUCUUUCAGUACCAUAAAGCAUGGGUUUAAGCUAUUUGUAGGGAGGAACAUUACAAAGCUGAUUGAUAUGGUUUCUGGGCAAGAAUGUGUACAUCCGGUGAUAAAAUUUACAUCACCCUGAAGGAUUGAACAGAGAAGAAGAAUAAAUAUAGCGAAUUAUACGAAUCGCAAUCUAUGUAUGUGGCUUGUCUGUUUCGUUAGCAAUUUGGGUUACAAAUACGAGAUUAGGAAAGGAAAGGAAAUUUUUGCAAUAGUAUUUUAUGUUUUGGCGAGAAAGAAAAAUUAGGGCUUGCGCGGCAUGAGAAAAUAGGAAAAGCAAUUCUUAUCUCCGUUUACAUGGCACGAAUAUUCCUCGGCAGAAGUCAUUAUUAGUACUAAUAGAAUGUUAGAAGCGGCCAUUUCUCGCUCAAAUUGUUGCGCAACGCCGUCGUAUGGAAUACAAAUAUUAAUACACGUGUUGCAGACGGAAUUUAUUCCCUCUCGAUAAAACCUAGAUCUUAUACCGGGGCCUAUGAAUUUCUCCCUUUAAUAUUGAGUACAAAAGCGCCA